This is a messenger RNA of Paramecium primaurelia, 145 nucleotides long. Lineage: Eukaryota; Ciliophora; Oligohymenophorea; Peniculida; Parameciidae. The record is from the annotation of a GenBank genome assembly.
AUGAUAAAUAAACUAAAUCUCUUCCUAGUCCUAGCAACUCUAUUCUUGCUAACCACUUCUAGAUAAUAAUAGGAGAGUAAACUAAAUAGCAUAGAUUCUCCUCUUGAAAUUUUAAUAGAAUACUGUACUAGUUGAUCUUACAAGG